Molecule: messenger RNA, 5630 nt
Organism: Bursaphelenchus okinawaensis
Lineage: Eukaryota; Metazoa; Nematoda; Chromadorea; Rhabditida; Aphelenchoididae
Source: the annotation of a GenBank genome assembly
AUGUCGACGGGCUUCCUGCGUCGCUGUAAGUUUCGAUUUUCAAUGGUUUAUCGGAUUACUAUGAGAAUUCGAUACUACGGUAUGUCGGCGUUGAUUCUCUAUCUUAAUCGGAUUCUAUUCUCGACAGAACGGUCCGUUUUCGGGCCGUUUGUUGCCUAUAUUAUCCUUCAUUCUCUCUGCUUAUAUUAUUCUUUACAAGUUCUACAAAAGGCCACCAGUUGCAGUGGCUGACAUUCCCUGAGGCGGUGUGACAAAUGACUUGUUUUUCCAUCUUUUUCACGUCCAAAACUUUAUACUCCUAAGGGGGAUUAGGGCAGAGAUUGCAAUUGACUUUCUUGAUAAGCCUUUGGAGGGGUUUCGGGCAAAGUUUUGGUUUAUUUGCAUACGGUUUUGUACGGGUUUUUGAGAGUUUUUACAGUUUUUUGUAAUAUUUUGAGCUAGCUUUUUGUUACUUUUGCUUGUUUUUGAAUUACAGUGAGUUUGUCUUGGAGUUUAAUAACUUUAAAAUAGUAUCACCUAAUAAUAAAAGUAAUAAUAAAAACUAAAUUUCAAUGUUUCAUAAGCCAAACUAUACUUUUUGUAAGCAAAUAUACACUUUUAUGUACCAAAACCCCUCCAAAUCUCCUCCCAAACCCUAGUACGAUUCAGUUAUGUCUUAUACGUUAAGUCGCUAGCCUCGAGCAACAAGUCAUCGUCAAUUCUCGCGUCUCCUGGUGAAUCUUUUGUUUUUGGAAGGACUUUGCUGGACAUUAGCCUAGCCCUUUUUCGUAGCUUUUUUGGAACUCCCGCUUUGGUAUUGUUCCCCUGAGGGCCCGACUCGAUUGUUGCACGCUGUCCGAGCGGAAGCAACUUCGAGGCUUCUUUAAGGUGAAUGACGGCACAUUGUACGGUGUCUUUGAAUACAAUUACUAUUUUUAUUCAGGCACGGUCAUAGGGUUUGACAGUAGGAUAGGAAAGAGCGGCUUUGUAUCGGGAGGGGGGUCUAUUGUUCUACAUGGAUACGAUGUUGGGCACUAGGGUAAGGUUUUGGGCAAAUUCUAAGGAGGUGGCUUUAGGUUGAACGGAUACUUCUUUAUUGUUAGAUUCAAAGAAAAGGAUAGCAUUGAAAUUUUUAAAUUUUUAACAAUAUUGUUAUAGACUAAAAGUUCAAAAAUUUGUCUUUAAAGCGUCUUCUGAUUCAAUAGCAUGGUGGUGACUUUGUGCCACCAACGUCUUUAUAGCCUCAGAAUCCUUCCUGCGCUUCCUGUCUGACGAAACAGACUUGGAUGACGCUAGGGUUUGUUUGAAGAGAAACCAAAAUCCAUCUGGAUUCCUCUUAAGGCCAAGCCUCCCGACCUUCGAGAUCACUCCAGGCGGUGUUGAAUUGCGCGAAACAAACAAAACCCUUUCGUCAUUCUUCAACAGAAUCGACAGGUCCAAACCGGUGAGAUCCGACGCGCGAAGGAGGGGUCGAUUUACAGCGCGCGGAUCAGCGUCAAGGGGGGGGAUUGGCCAUGGAUUAGGUAGCUUCUCCUAAUUACGUUUCGCUUUGAUCUGGCCGUGAUCAUGAGUAAUUGUGGUUGGGGUUGGUUAUGAACUGGGGACCUUGAACGACUUUUAAUUGGCAGGGCAUGACCGAGUUUAUAUAAUAGGUCAUGGCUAAUUUUGUAUAGAUAGCCCUACCUAAUUUGUAUCGAUAGGUUAUUGUUGACAAAUUGGAGUUAAUAACGUAUGUGUAUGUAUAAGCGUUGUAGCAGAAAUACCGCUUGUUAUUUCAAAAAGUAUUUUUGAGGUUUAGGUAUAAGUAUAUAGUAAAACAUGGUAAAUUUUUACAUCUUUAAGCCUGCCGUGACUUAAAUACGAGUCCCAAAUUGCCGUGUCGUUUGUAUGGCAAAGACAAGUCGCGCUUACAAAGGCACCAAGGCCGUGGCUUGUUAUGAUUAGACACUUGAGACUUCCAUUCGCGCCUCCUCCCCCUCCCCUUUGCGGAUUUGCCGCACUAAUUUCUUUUGUCAUUUUUCAUGCAAAAUUCUUUUACUGAUCGAAAAGUUGAGCGAAAGUUUCCAAAAAUUUCAUUUUCCUCUUCUGACUCCCUCAGGGCGCGCAAUUAAAGAAGGUUGCGCAAUCCCCCCCCGUCUCCCCCUACAAAAACGGUUUAAUUAUUUUUAAUACAAACUGUUUUCACAUCAUAACAGGAGUAAUUGCUGGCUGUAAUCCUGUUAGGUUUAGAUGAUUGUAAUCAUGUUAAGUUGGGGCACUGUAAUGAUGUUAUUUUAGGCUUAUAGUAGUCAUUGCUUUGUAAUGAGGUUGGUCUUAAACCAAUUACAAUCUCUGUCAGGCUGCUUCUUGUACUUUGAAUUCCCUGUUGAUUUGUUGUCCCUAGAAUAACAUGUUCGAAAAUGACAUGUUCUUAGAGAUAUGUAAGUGCGUUUUCUGAAAGCUAUGUCUCAUAUUAUAGCCUAUCCAUUAAGGCGCUAAUCCAACGUAAAAGGUGAAAUCGCUUUUAGUUUUUUUUAAAUCUAGUCAUCUUAAAAAGACUCAUGUUUUGCUUUGGAGUAAGAUGUUGCGACAUAUUACUGUCGUACGAGUAAUUCUUACUUGUAUAUGUCCCAAUAUGGCAUGUAUAAUAUUUUUUGGUCGACUUUUUCCUUCAAAUCUUAAAUACUGUCUUUGCAUUAUAAGUCCUUUUGCAUUGCAUUAGCUCCUCCAUACAUUACCCUCUCUAUAAGUGUGUCGAAUGUACGCGAGUGUAUGUAAGUAUGUGCUAAUCCCUCAUCCGUGACUAACCCAAUCCAAGUAUGUGACUGCAAUUUGUCGUCAAUCCGGAUCCGAUCGGUUCGCAUUAAUAAGUGGGCACCUCAUUAGCGCGCUCCUUAUUUUCUCGGCAUUCGGGCCACAUCCGGAGGCCAAAUUGAAAGCCUUCGAAUUCUUUGCGUGGGGACAGCUUUUCAAGCCUCCCGGUCGGCGGUUUAACUCAAUUUGGGCCGCAUUUGCAUAUUCCUGGACAUCCAAUUUUACUCGUCCGAAAAUGGGUCAUUCCGCGACAGAAAAGUUUGUCGCGUAGAGAUAGAGGAUCUUGGGGAUGGCAUGGAGACCGUGGUGCUUAGAUAGGAGAUCUCGGAAUGUCAUGUCUUGGUGGAGAGAGCAACUUCGUAAAUGUCAUAUCAUACCAAUGAGUGUCUAGUAUAAUGUCCCCCAUCCCAUGAUCCUAUCGUCUUCCGUAUCUGACAACUCGGCUGUGGUGUCUUUGGUCGUUUUGUUUAUUCGCCUCUUCCAAAAACUCGCUGUUUAUUCGAUUAUUUGUAAUAGAUAAAGCGAGAGAAUAGAUGAAGGGUUGUUUUUGACCGUGCCUUCAAGGUUUAAAGCCCGCUGGUCAACAAAUUCCAGUAGUUUUUACGUAAGAGCGAUUUGUUAUUAACAAGUGGUGGACUUAGUUUAUGAUCAAUAUCAUUACUUAUAUCAUUAGUUAUAUGGAUUUGAUUAAGGGGGAGUUGUAGUAAAAUGAAGAUGUUAUAUAAGUUGAAUCAAAAGUAGCGGGAGACUUUUCAUUUAUUUUUCAACUAAAAAGUGUCCCACUACUUUUGGUUCAACCAAUGUAGCUUUCUUUAUAUUAUUAUUGGUCACAAUUGUUAUGAGUUUAGUCUUUAAAUUAAACUGUAGGCUUCACUUUAUACCUUUUUUGACGUUUUACUGCAAGAUUUACAAGUUUCAUCUGUCAAUACACUUUGCGAUGUUAUCCUUCCCUGCCCAAUCUUGCAUCCUCAAUGUCAUACAAUCCCCGACCCAUUCUUGUUACACAUUCAACGUACUUUCUUAAACAUUAACCGUGCAUAUUACAUUUUCAGUGUCUCGUCGACGACGCCCCAAAGCUCGCCGUGCCGUGUGUCGGAACGUUCUGGAUUCGGAAGACGACGUGUCGAUCGUCUCUUUCAAACCCAAGAAGGAAGGUGUGAUGCAGAAGCUCUCCCACUGGCUAGGUGAUCAUCUGAGGAAGGGUAAGAAGGAGGGCGACACGAAACGACCGGUCGUUUCCGUCCCUACUGAAUGUGCCAGUCUACCUCGACCCAAUGACAUACGUGUGUACAAUAAUCAACGGCCAUUGCUGGGAAGUGCCAGGGAGGUGAAGCGGAGGGUGAGUGUUGUGUUACCUUUUAGUGUUUGAUGUUUUUUGUUUUGGAAAAAGUCAAUUUUGAUAAGUAAAAUGAUGUUUAUUUAGUGUUUUUUGCAAUAAUAGAGUUUGUAGUCAAUAUUGUUGAUUUCAUAAGUCAUUUUCGUAUACAUACUUUGUUCGUUAGUUUAGACAAAAAAUCCUUCAAUUUAUGCAAAUUUAGUCUUUUUAGCCUCGGGUAUUACUUUCCGAACAAAUACAGAUUAAUUUCAUGAAUAAUAACUUGUUAUUAUUGACUGCUUAAUACGUAUUCGCAUAUUUUAAAGAUAAUUGUAUACUAAAUAGUACCAAAUUAUAUUGCCAUAACAAACUACAUAGCACAAUAUCGCAAUAUCUGCCGUACAAAAUAAUAAGUAAAUACACAGUAACGUCCCCAAAUAAAAGUAAUUCUUGCAGGCAGUAUGUACGAACCCGUGGUUUGCGCCAGAAGACGACCUGAACUCGUCCUUCUUCUCAGACGGCCUAGACACAUCAUAUUGCUCUACCCUCUCUCGACUGACUAAAGACGAAGCCCUAAGGAUUAACACGAUGGCUGGAUCGGCCUGCAGUUCAGGAUACGCCAGUCAAGAUAGUAGUCCAGAGUGUUCGGUUCAUCAGCCCAGCUGGCAGCCGUCUACUCAGCUACAACGUCGAGGGAAUCUGGUGGACAAAGCCGUAGAGUGUGGGUAUCAAGAAGUAGACAGUGGCAUCAGAACCCCCACGGUAGAAGGUGACUACGACCACAUUUAUCACGAGCUAGAUACGAAGCCAUCUCCCCAAUUCCAUUCCUACAUGAGUUUCUUGUCCAACCACCCUGACCUCCGUGCCAUCGAUUCUUGUUAUUCUGGAUCAGUUGAACUGGCCUGCUCCUCCAUGGCUUCGGAUUCUAGGCCAGAAUCUCCCAUCUAUGCCAUUCCAUACAGUUCGGCCGCCGAGUCCCGAUGUGGUUCUAUUGAGUACGCCGACGACUCCGAUGGCUACAUGGAGCUGAUGCAGCGACAGGAAGAGAUGACGGUGGGGCCGAGUUACAGUAAGCUGAACCGGUAUCCGGGAUCGGCCUUUAGUCCAGUCAGGCCCGAGCCCAGGUUUCACGCUCCGCCACCCCCGCCGGCCGAGCCUACGACUUGUUUGGAUAUGUUAGACAAACAAAUCGCCGACUUGAAGGUAAGAUUAAUACCUAUAUUAAUAUAUGUGGGGAAGAAGUGGACAUUAAUAUAUUGAUAUAACAUAUUAAAAGUUUGUUACCUAUAAUCGUGACAGAAAACAUAUAACUAUGCUCUCUGAUGCUUAUACUAAAGUUAUAGCUAUAUAUAAUAUAUACGUUAAUAUAUGUAAAUUAAACUGAGAAUUUCAGCAAAAAACCGAACUGGUCAGCCGACUGGUCGAAUCAGCCAAAGAACGUCGCGAACUGCGUGGCUGUGCUCGAUUACUGUGCAUGGAACACAUCCAACAACUGCGUAACAUGCGAUGGUAUGUUGAGAAUGGAUUCGAACUCAAAUUGUAA